Polychytrium aggregatum is the source of this 1484-nucleotide messenger RNA. Its product is annotated as nucleotide-diphospho-sugar transferase. Lineage: Eukaryota; Fungi; Chytridiomycota; Chytridiomycetes; Polychytriales. Gene Ontology annotation, cellular component: eukaryotic translation initiation factor 2B complex; guanyl-nucleotide exchange factor complex. The coding region runs from base 109 to 1386 and encodes 425 amino acids. The transcript is spliced from 10 exons. Gene Ontology annotation, biological process: biosynthetic process; cytoplasmic translational initiation. Gene Ontology annotation, molecular function: translation initiation factor activity; guanyl-nucleotide exchange factor activity. The record is from RefSeq and is a predicted model, not a curated record.
CGUAUCCCUACUGAAGCACACCCAGAGCGCUGCAACAUUCGAUCUGGAUUGUCUUUCUGGUGCUCCGAGGCUUUGGCUGCGACCCGGACUCAUCCACACUAACUCGACAUGCGAUUCAUCUGGGGCCUUCCGCCUUGCAGCCUGUAUCCGCUCGUCAACGCCGAAGAGCUGCCCAAGGCUCUCCUCCCGGUUGGAAACAAGCCCAUGAUCUACUACCAACUGCAGUGGCUCGAGGCUGCUCGCAUUCACGAGAUCAUCAUUCUCACCCAGGUCGGGGCUGCCAAGAAAAUCAAAGACUAUUUCAAGAUCUACGAAAGCAGCUCGGACACUGCCAUCGAAGUCGUGACCGUCGACGAAGACUAUGGCACUGCCGAUGCACUCCGACACAUCAAGAACAAAAUCAAGAAAAACUUCAUUGUCCUGAGCUGCGACGUCAUCACAGAUGUUCAUCCGCACCAGAUCAUCGACUUGCAUCGGGCACAGAAUCCUUCGGCCACGGUGCUGUUCUACGACAGCUCCAAGCUGGAGAGCGGUGCGGACAAACCCAAGGGAAAGGACGAAGACACGAUCGAAUAUGUUGGAAUUGAAAGUAGCAAAUCGCGACUGGUCCUGCUGACUUCUCCGGACGACAUCGAGGACGAACUCCCCAUCCAGAUCUCGGCAGCCAAAAAAUUCCCUGUGGUCAAUGUGACGACCCAGCUCCGCAACGCACAUAUCUAUAUCUUCAACCGAUGGGUGAUGGACCUGAUUGUCCAGAAGAAGCACAUCUCGAGCUUGCGCGAGGAGCUGCUGCCUCUGCUGGUCAAGGCCCAAUACUCCAAGCGGGUCCUGGAGAACGAAGGAAUCGAUAAGCUGAUGGCCACGGGCGGCGACAGCUUCCUGCGUGCUCGGGCACUCUCGACAUCAGGCAGCGCCUAUCUGGAAGAUCGAGGCGUCAUCUGCACCGCCGUGACGAUCAAUGACUCGUUCUGCGGCCGUGCCAACACCGUGUGGUCUUACUCGCAGAUCAACUUCCAGUUCACAAAGAGCCACGGCGAAGACUCGAAGAUCUCCAGCUCGGCUGUUGUUGAUCCCAAGACCCCAGUCAGUGCGGACUCGCUGAUCGGAGAAAGCACCAAGAUCGGAGAGCGUGGAAGCAUCAAGAAGUGCAUCAUUGGAAGCCACUGCACCAUCGGCAAGAUGGUCAAGCUCACGGGCUGCAUCAUCAUGGACCACGUUGUGAUCGAGGACGGGGCCAAACUCGACGGCACCAUCGUCUGCAACGAAGCCCGCAUCAUGGAGAAGGCGACGCUCAAGGACUGCGAGGUUGGAGUCAAGGCCGUGGUGGAACGAGAGGCCACCCACAAGAACGAGCAUCUGCUCCGUUACGAAGAAAUGACCGACUGAGUCGAGAGGGCCUCCAAAGGAUCUCCCCCCGCCGCGCUGUUGCCACUCGCCGGUUAACUCGCAAAAAUACACAAAAAACCUGUCCAUAAUCUGAAACG